Molecule: messenger RNA, 792 nt
Organism: Clonostachys rhizophaga
Lineage: Eukaryota; Fungi; Ascomycota; Sordariomycetes; Hypocreales; Bionectriaceae
Source: the annotation of a GenBank genome assembly
AUGAAUCCGCAUACAGCAUUGAGCAUCGCGCAAAUCAUCUUCUAUAUCCCAAUCGCUGCCCUCUCAAUAUGGCUCAUCGUGCGUAACUGGUCAAACCGGCCGCGCAUGGCUUGGUGGCCCAUGGUGCCCUUCAGCUUGAUGAGAGUUGCCGGAGGACCUAUUGUGAUCGCGCUUGAGAAGGAUCCGUCGAACGUUGGGCUCAUCAUUGCCGCAAUUGUUUUGCUCAAUGUCGGCACCGUUCCUCUUAUUGUCGCCAUGUCCGGUUUCUUCAGAAUCGUUCUCAUGGACAACUUCCCCCCUUCAAACAAGAUUGACCAGGCCACUCGCGCACUCCGAAUCUCCAUUCUCCUUGCCGCAGCUCUUCUUACAGCAGGUGGUAGUAUCAUCAGCCAGCAGUCUCAAUCCACCCGUGACCUAGGCCGAACUCUACAGCUUGUUGGAUAUGCCAUCUUCGCUGCGGUCAUCGCAUUCCUCAUCGCCGCCCACAUCCGGUUCUGGAGCAUGAAGCAGUCAUUGAUUCCAACCAGCCGCAGGGUCAUCUUGGGAGCUCUUGCUUCUGGCCCGUUCCUGGUCGUUCGCUGUGUCUACGGAAUUCUCCAGGUGACCUUUGAGUUUGACAGGGGCACCACAUGGAACCCGCUCUAUGGCUCUGCCGUGGCCUUUGCGAUGAUGGCUUUGCUUGUCGAGUAUAUUGCAGUCAUCAUCUAUCUCUCUGUCGGUUUCUCUAUGCCACCCGACCGAGGUACGACGCAGUUGGAGAGCAAGAGCGACGGUUCCCUGCAGAAUGUGUAA